AUGAUUCCUCUCGCCAGACAGUCUGUAUUGUGGGCUGCUCGCUCGCAGAUUUCCCCUGCCACAGCCCUCAGACAGCCCGCUUCGUCGGCGCUUGCUCGGCUCCUCUCGACUCUCGCGGUUCUAGAGCAGCGCGACGGUAAGCUACAGAACUCUUCCUUCUCCGCAAUCGCAGCUGCACAGAAACUCGGUGGCCCCGUGACGGCCUUUGUGGCUGGCUCUGGUGUGAAGAGUAGCUCUGCAGCCGAGGCUGCUAAGAUUAAGGGUCUCGAGAAGGUCGUUGCCGUGGAGAAUGACGCCUACGAGAAGGGUCUUCCCGAGAACUAUGCCCCUCUCCUCGUCGAGAACAUCAAGAAGGGCGAUUACACCCACAUCGUCGGUGGCCACUCUGCGUUCGGCAAGAGCCUCCUGCCCCGUGUGGCCGCUCUCUUGGACGUUCAGCAGAUCUCCGACAUUACCGGAAUUGAAAGCGAAGACACCUUUGUCCGUCCCAUCUACGCUGGUAACGCCAUUUUGACUGUUCAGUCAACCGACAACAUCAAGGUUAUCACAGUCCGCGGUACAGCAUUCCAGGACGUCGAGACCGAGGGCGGUUCCGCCGCCAUUGAAGACGGCGUUGACUCUAACGUCCCCGCCACGACUGAGUGGGUGUCCGAGGAGCUGGCCAAGUCCGAGCGUCCCGACCUGGCCACCGCAACCCGUGUUGUGUCGGGUGGCCGUGGCCUGAAGUCCAAGGAGGAGUUCGACCGCAUCAUGCUCCCGCUAGCUGACUCGCUUGGUGCUGCUAUUGGUGCUUCUCGUGCUGCCGUUGACAGUGGCUUUGCCGAUAACAGUUUGCAGGUCGGCCAGACUGGUAAGAACGUUGCACCUCAGCUUUAUUUGUGUGCUGGCAUCUCCGGUGCUAUUCAGCACUUGGCUGGUAUGAAGGAUAGCAAGGUUAUUGCUGCUAUCAACAAGGAUGCCGAGGCUCCUAUCUUCCAGGUUGCGGAUGUUGGCCUAGUUGGUGAUCUCUUUGAGAAGGUGCCCGAGUUGACUGAGAAGGUCAAGAACGCUUGA
This is a messenger RNA of Penicillium maclennaniae, 1053 nucleotides long. RefSeq names its product electron transfer flavoprotein subunit alpha/FixB family protein. Gene Ontology annotation, cellular component: mitochondrion. Gene Ontology annotation, molecular function: flavin adenine dinucleotide binding; electron transfer activity. The transcript has 3 exons. Lineage: Eukaryota; Fungi; Ascomycota; Eurotiomycetes; Eurotiales; Aspergillaceae. The coding region runs from base 1 to 1053 and encodes 350 amino acids. The record is from RefSeq and is a predicted model, not a curated record.